UUUCUCAUUCUCUUCGUUGCUUUUCUAUGGCUUCAAUGGCGGCGAGGGCGGCGACGACGGCAGCGGCGGCAGUGAGGGCGGUGGCAAGAGCAGCGCCGGCAUCGGCCGGAAGAGAACUCCAUGUACAAACGCAGCCGCCGGUGCAGCAGCAACAGUAUCCAUGGAAGGAGAAGCUGGAGAGAUUCAAAGGAGAGCUCUCGAAGGGAGUGUGGGGUUACUGGCACCUUGGAGCCUGGAAACCACUCGCUCUCAGCGCUCGCAAGCGCGCUCGCCUCCGCAAAGAGGUCCUUCUUGCUGGAGAGGAUUGGCCUUAUGAUCCUGCGAGGAAAGAAAUGAGGAAGAAGCGGAAAGGGCACAAGUGCGAUCGCGUUGCAGCCGAGAAGAGAGCGGUUACUGCAGAACUGAUGAAAAAGAUGCCACAAAUGCUGCUUGACUACAAGAAACGAAGAUGGGAGAAAAAGAUGAAGGAAGAAGAAUCGAAGAAAGAUGAUGACUGAGCUUCGCAUGUCACAGAAUGUUGUUAUGUUUUGCAUUGUUUUCAAUCAUCACAUGCUGCAUAGAUUUUCAAGUAGCAUACGUAGUCAGAACUAUUGGCAAUGUUUUAUAAAGCAAUCAUCUGACCAUUAUCUCAUAAUUCUAGGAAAGAAAAUAUUCGAGUAAAUGAUAAGCUUUGUUGUCUUUAAUAA
This is a messenger RNA of Dioscorea cayenensis subsp. rotundata (Guinea yam), 686 nucleotides long. RefSeq lists its product as uncharacterized. The transcript has 4 exons. Lineage: Eukaryota; Viridiplantae; Streptophyta; Magnoliopsida; Dioscoreales; Dioscoreaceae. The record is from RefSeq and is a predicted model, not a curated record. The coding region runs from base 27 to 497 and encodes 156 amino acids.